GCUGGUCACGUGACGGAGCCCUAUUUGAGUGAAAGGAGAGGAGAGGAGAGCCUGCAGGAUGCGGCCAGAAAGGAGCCGAGCAUCCGGCUGAGCUCAGCUCCCCUCCGCAGCCUCCAGCAGGCUGCUGACCGGGGACACUUCAGUUUAAAACAACAACAACAACAACAACAACAACACGUCAUCCAACCAACCAACGCGAACAUCCUCCUCCUCAUCUUCAUCAGAGCAGCGCCGAGGACGCGCGUGCAGGCGAAACCCUUCUCACAACCACGAGAAAGAGAAAGCGCCGGCGAGGGCAGCGUGCGUCUCGGCUGCUUCCUGGGUUGCAGGAUGGAUGAGCAGAGAUGUUCCCUCCCUCCCCCCCUCAAAACAGAAGAGGACUACAUCCCCUACCCCAGCGUUCACGAGGUUCUUGGUCGCACGAGCCCCUUCCCGCUGGUCCUGCUGCCCCAGUUCGGAGGCUACUGGAUCGAGGGGAACAACCAUGAGCUCAAAGAGCCGCCGGAGGCCGGUCAGCCGGCGUGCCCCCCCUCCCUCGUCAAGCUGGAGACAAACGGCAGCGCCAAGAUCUACAGGAAGCAAUUCGUGGGCAAGGAACACUUUAAUUAUUACACCACGGAUGCUGCCCUGGGCCACUUGGUCUUUUCCAUGAAGUACGAUGUCAUUGGGGAUCAGGAGCAUCUGCGCUUGAUGCUUCGCACAAAGCUAAAAACUCACCAUGAUGUCAUUCCCAUCUCCUGCCUCACCGAGUUCCCCAAUGUGGUUCAGAUGGCCAAGCUGGUGUGCGAAGAGGUGAACGUGGACCGGUUUUACCCCGUCCUCUACCCGAAGGCCUCCAGGCUCAUCGUCACCUUCGACGAGCACGUGAUCAGCAACAACUUCAAGUUCGGGGUUAUUUAUCAGAAGUUUGGCCAGACAUCGGAGGAGGAGCUGUUUGGGAACAUGGAAGAGAGUCCUUCUUUUGUCGAGUUCUUGGAGUUUCUGGGCCACAAGAUUGAGCUGCAUGACUUUAAAGGCUUUCGAGGCGGCCUGGACGUGGCUCACGGGCAGACCGGGACAGAAUCGGUCUACACGACUUUCCAUAAUAAGGAGAUUAUGUUCCACGUGUCAACCAAGCUGCCUUACACAGAGGGAGACUCGCAGCAGCUGCAGCGGAAGCGGCACAUAGGCAACGACAUCGUGGCCAUCGUGUUCCAGGAGGAGAACACGCCCUUCGUGCCGGACAUGAUCCAAUCCAACUUCCUGCACGCGUACGUGGUGGUGCAGGUGGAGAACGCGUGCACGGACAACGUCACCUACAAGGUGUCCGUGACCGCCCGGGACGACGUGCCUUUCUUCGGGCCCGCUCUGCCCGACCCGGCCGUCUUCACCAAGGGCCCCGAGUUCCGCGAGUUCCUCUUCACGAAGCUCAUCAACGCAGAGUACGCCUGCUACAAGGCCGAGAAGUUCGCCAAGCUGGAGGAGCGCACGCGCUCGGCCCUGCUGGAGACCCUGUACGAGGAGCUGCACCUGAACAGCCAGUCCAUGAUGGGCCUGGGCGGAGACGAGGACAAGCUGGAGAACGGUGCCGGCGCCGGCGGGGGAGGCUUCUUUGAAUCCUUCAAGCGGGUCAUCCGCAGCAGAAGCCAGUCUAUGGACGCCAUGGGCCUCAGUAACAAGAAGCCACACACAGUCUCCACUAGUCACAGCGGCAGCUUUACCCACAAUCCCGCAGAGAGCCCCAAAACCCCGGGGAUUUCAUUGCUCGUUCCAGGGAAAAGUCCCAGUAAAUAUGGACGGCGAGGCAGUGCCAUAGGGAUAGGAACCAUAGAAGAGUCAUUGAUCAUUCCUGGGAAAAGCCCAACGAGGAAGAAGUCCGGACCCUUCAGCUCCCGUCGCAGCAGCGCCAUCGGCAUCGAGAACAUCCAGGAGGUCCAAGAGAGGAGCCGAGACGUGUCACCCUGCACCAUCAGGCCGCUGGAGGGAACCCACUUUUUGCUGGAAAACAAAUCAGACAACUCCUCCAAUCACAGCUCUCCGGAGUUCCCUCCUACCAAGAACAGUUUGGCGAUGUGUUGCAGGGCGCCGUCCAUCCCCGAGGCUCAGGACCUUUCCCGCUCCUCCUCCAACGCCAGCAGCUUCGCCAGCGUGGUCGAGGAGCACGAGAACGACCCCGAGGCGGCGGCGGCGGCGGAGGAGGAGGAGGAGGAGGAGGAAGAGUACGACACUGGACUGGAAAGUGCGUCCUGUGGGACGCCGCUCAAGGGGGAGUCCUUUGUGUACAGCAGCGCGGCGGACGACGAGGCUGGCGGCGCCAGUCAGGGACGUUUCUCUGCGCCUCGUCCUCAGCAGCGAGCGGAGGCAGCGAAGACGCCGCAGCCGAGAGGGACAGACGGACGGCCCCCGCAGGACCACAAGUCCUCCUCGAACUGUUAGCCGCCCCCCCCCCCCCCCCCUCCCCCGCCCCCCCC
Pungitius pungitius (ninespine stickleback) is the source of this 2450-nucleotide messenger RNA. It is a transcript of the gene rap1gapb, whose product is annotated as RAP1 GTPase activating protein b. Gene Ontology annotation, cellular component: cytoplasm. The transcript has 23 exons. Gene Ontology annotation, molecular function: GTPase activator activity. Bases 331 to 2415 code for a protein of 694 amino acids. Gene Ontology annotation, biological process: activation of GTPase activity; regulation of small GTPase mediated signal transduction. NCBI's taxonomy places the organism in Eukaryota, Metazoa, Chordata, Actinopteri, Perciformes, Gasterosteidae. The record is from RefSeq and is a predicted model, not a curated record.